Astrephomene gubernaculifera is the source of this 416-nucleotide messenger RNA. The record is from the annotation of a GenBank genome assembly. Lineage: Eukaryota; Viridiplantae; Chlorophyta; Chlorophyceae; Chlamydomonadales; Astrephomenaceae.
ACCUGUCCUGGCCCCCCCUCGCCCCCCCCCCACUUCAAGGCGCUCCGGCUGCUGCAUGUGUCCCGGCUGGAUCACGCGGUGCGCGCCUCCGAGGACCCGGCGCUGCUGGCCUGGCUGGCGGCCUCGCGCACACCGGUCACCCUGUGCCCCCUCAGCAACCACAAACUCAAGGUGUGCGAGGGGCAGCUGGUGGAGCGCUACCGCCAACUGCUGCGCAGCGGGCUGAUGCUAACGGUCAACUCCGAUGACGCGGCGUACUUUGGCGGUUACAUCAACGACAACUACGAAUGGUUCGCGGCGGCGUUGGGGCUGGGGGUGCGAGAUAUCGCUCAGUUGGCGGCCAACAGCUUUGAAGCGUCGUUUGCGUUGCCGGGCGGCGAGGUACGGCGGAGGCAGCUGGUGGCGCGGGUGUGGCA